GUUUAUAUGUUGGUGUUUUUUUGGUUUUAAUUCUCCAAAUGAACAUCCACGUAUUUCAAACAAAGAACGUCUUUUUCUCAAUAAACAUAUACCACCACGCCCACCGAGAGUAUGCAAAGAGAAAAACAACAGGCUGAAACAAAUGAGUUUCGGUCCCGGUUCAAAUUCAUCUCGUUAACUUUCCCAAAAGUUCGAAAUGAUAUUAAAAAAAUUGAUACACUUCGCAGUGCUUAUUGCAUGCAUUUUCAAUGAAAUAUAGUACUGAGCAAGCUGCUUUAAUCCUAUUAGAAGUAAUAUAGUUCAGAUAUGGGCAAGAUGGUUGUGGUUUCGAUCCCGGCGGAAUCAAAACCAACACUUUUUCAUUCUGAGUAAUAUCUUUUAUAGUCGUGUAAAACUUGCAUCAAGUGUCAUAUUCUCAUGACUCAUGAUUUGUAAAAACUUAUGCAAAAACUAUUGAGUAACGAUCACUUCAUUAUUUCCUGUUUCAGUUUCGAUAGUAAAACGAACCAUUUUUUUCAUAAAUAAUAGAGCUGUCGAACAUAAACGUACACAGUAGACCAAAUAUGAAUCAAUUAAAACACAAUAGUAAAUCUCCAAAAAGGAAAAUAUUAGAGAUCAUGCGGAUCGUGCAAGAUGUCUCGACCUCAUUGACACUACUAGAAAAUGAUACCGAAUUUUUCGCUAGUACAUGUUUAACUAAGGGUGAAAUCAGAACCAUACAUUUUUCAGACUGGGACUGGAACUAAAAACAAUUGGUUCUGUUCAUCACUAGAUGUAGUCGUUUGAGAUAACUAUUACUUGUAUGCAAUAAGUCCCAACGUAAAAUACUGAUUGCUCAAGAAAACUACCAAGUGAUGUUACUCUGAUCCAUUUUUGACUCAUCGAUGUUUCUUCAUAAAUGCUGUCAAAUUUUCGACAUCUUUAUUGCAAAUAAAUGCUCAGCACUAUGGAGUGUACCGAGUAUUGAUACAAAUAAGACUUUCUAUACGAGUUAAUGAGAAGAAUUUCUGCAAAAUCCGAAACUCUGACUUCCUAACAGAACAGCUUAUCAUCAUAUUAUAUAUAUAUACGUUUCAAUUUUUUUUCAAAGCAUCAAACUACACCAUGGAAGAAAAUUGCUUGCUGUUCACCUGUUUAUGGUCUGGCUAUAAUGCAUAUCUGUUAUACUUAUAUUUAUUAUACUUUAUUAACAUCAUUACCCACUUAUUUUGCUACUAUACUUAAUUUUAAUUUACAACAGAAUGGUUUUAUUUUUGCUUUACCUUAUUUUGUGCAAUUCUUGAUAACAAUUAUUGUUGGUCAAAUAGUUGAUCGUCUACGAGCACGUAAAAUAUUUUCUAUUACAAGGCUUCGAAAAACACAAACGAUUAUUGGUACUAUUGGGACAUGUGGAUUUUUAGUAGCUAUUGGUUAUAUGGGAUGUAAUCAAUUUCGUGCUGUUCUUUGUUGUAUUCUUGCUGUUGGUUUUCUUGGUUUACAAACAUGUGGUGCACUUAUUUCACAUCUUGAUAUUGCAUCAAAUUAUGCUGGAACACUUGUUGGUAUUACAAAUACAUUAGCAACAAUACCAGGUUUUGUUGGUCCAUAUGUUGUUGGAGUCAUCACAAAAAAUAAUCAAACGAUUAAAGCUUGGCGUCUUAUAUUUAAUAUAUCAGCCGGUGUUGGUGCUUUUGGUAGUCUUGCUUAUUGUAUUUUAUUCAAUGGUGAAGAACAAUCAUGGAAUCGAAUAGAACAUGAAAACGAUACAAAUGAAUCGACUAAUGCUUGA
Molecule: messenger RNA, 1768 nt
Organism: Rotaria sp. Silwood2
Lineage: Eukaryota; Metazoa; Rotifera; Eurotatoria; Philodinida; Philodinidae
Source: the annotation of a GenBank genome assembly